UCUUGGUAAUUCAUCGUGCUCAAAACACACAAGAACGAUGGCUCUGCGUGUUUUUGGCUUAAAUUUAAUAAAAACUAACAGAAAUCUGCUGCAAAAUGCUGGCAAGAUCAAUGGAGUUAGCAAUGUGCAAGCGGUAGCAGCGGCAACAUACGCUACGCAGGUGACCGUCGAGGCAACACCGGCAGCGGUCCAAAAGCAGAAAGUCAGCAAGGCAAUGAAAGCUUAUCUGAAGCGGGCCAACGAGCACGAUGAGUUCAUGAAAACACAGCACUUGGAUUUUCAAAUUGGCAAGCGACAUUUGGCCAAUAUGAUGGGCGCCGAUGCAGAGACAUUUACUCAAGAAGAUAUAGAUGAAGCCAUCGCCUAUCUAUUCCCUUCCGGUCUGUACGACAAACGGGCUCGUCCCGCCAUGAGGUCUCCGGACGAAGUUUUUCCAGCGCGAAAGGCAGCCGAAUUCGAUGAGACAGGUCGGCCAUUUCACAGUAUGUUCUACACGGGAAAACCCAACUUUUUUCAACUGCUGCACGACAUUGUUACGGAAACCAACAAACUAAACGAUUUCGAAGAACGCAUGCUGCGACGUGGUAACAAGCCCGAUGACAACCAGAAGCUCGAAACGGCUGGCUUUCAGCUGCUGCCGAAGGAGCAACUGGAACGUCUGCUUGUGGAGCAUAUUGCAGACAUUGAAUACCAGAAUUUUUGCAGCAGCAUGGAUCGUUUAAUUGCCUCACCGUAUGCAUACAAGAGCAAGGCGUUUAUUGAGCGCUUUCUAAAGCCAUUGAUUGAUCAAUCCAAGCAACUCGAAGUGCCCAAGCCAAAGAUCGAUGAGCAGGGCCGUCAAUAUAUAACCACCUAUGAGUGCCUGCGCAAGACAGCACGUGCCGAUGUCACUGUGCGUCUGCCCGGCACAGGAAAGAUAACAAUUAAUGGCCAUGAUAUCUCGUACUUUAGCAUGGAACAGAGCAAAGAACAGUUACUUUUUCCGCUGAACUUUACCGAAAUGCUGGGCAAAGUUGAUGUGGAGGCCAAUGUGGAGGGCGGUGGUCCGUCCGGUCAGGCAGGUGCCAUUCGUUGGGGCAUUGCAAUGAGCUUGCGCAGCUUCGUUGAUCAGGAGAUGAUUGAGUCAAUGCGCUUGGCCGGCUUGCUGACACGUGACUACCGCCGGCGGGAGCGCAAGAAGUUCGGACAGGAAGGCGCUCGGCGCAAGUACACGUGGAAGAAGCGCUAAGCGGCUAAAUACAUUGCAUUUCUACUCAAAUGUUCAAUAAAAUUAUGUUAUUAAAUU
Drosophila innubila is the source of this 1285-nucleotide messenger RNA. It is a transcript of the gene mRpS9, whose product is annotated as 28S ribosomal protein S9, mitochondrial. Gene Ontology annotation, molecular function: RNA binding; structural constituent of ribosome. Bases 38 to 1228 code for a protein of 396 amino acids. The record is from RefSeq and is a predicted model, not a curated record. The transcript is spliced from 7 exons. NCBI's taxonomy places the organism in Eukaryota, Metazoa, Arthropoda, Insecta, Diptera, Drosophilidae. Gene Ontology annotation, cellular component: ribosome; mitochondrial small ribosomal subunit. Gene Ontology annotation, biological process: translation.